Dioscorea cayenensis subsp. rotundata (Guinea yam) is the source of this 1932-nucleotide messenger RNA. RefSeq names its product probable serine/threonine-protein kinase DDB_G0267514. Gene Ontology annotation, molecular function: protein kinase activity; structural constituent of nuclear pore; ATP binding. The record is from RefSeq and is a predicted model, not a curated record. Lineage: Eukaryota; Viridiplantae; Streptophyta; Magnoliopsida; Dioscoreales; Dioscoreaceae. Gene Ontology annotation, cellular component: nuclear pore. Gene Ontology annotation, biological process: nucleocytoplasmic transport; protein phosphorylation; regulation of DNA-templated transcription.
AUAUAUAUAUCACUGAUUCUUUUCUCAGUACUUUGAAGAAGAUGGAGUUUGGUAAUGAUGAGUUGAUGAAGAAAAUAAGAGAACUAGAGGCAGAACAUGCACUGUUGAAGCAGGAGAUGUCGAGGUUGAUGCUCGGAGAUAAUCGUCGGUCCGAUAAUCAAUAUCUCAAUAUACUUCAAUCCAUGGGACAAUCUGUUCACAUAUUUGAUCUCUCUGGAAAAAUUAUUUACUGGAAUACUGCAGCUGAGAAGCUUUAUGGAUAUUCAGAAUUAGAAGCAAUUGGAAAGGAUGCAAUAGAGUUAUUAGUCGAUGCCCGAGAUUUCGGUAUUGGGAGUAAUAUAGUAUAUAGAAGCAUAAAAGGGGAGAGUUGGAUGGGGAAAUUUCCUUUGAAAAAUAAGAGUGGGGAGAGAUUUUUAGCUGUUGCUGCAAACUCUCCUUUUUAUGAUGAUCAUGGGAUUUUCAUUGGUAUAAUUUGUGUUUCGAGUGAUUUACGAUGUUUUCGGGAAGUUCAUUUACCAGAGAAGAUCAGUUGUCAACAGCCUCUUUCAGCUUCAAUUGCUGAAAAAUUUUCUAAUCUUGCUGCUAAGAUGACCGAAAGAGUUCUUUCGAGGAUUAAGACGGCGACGAUGGAGAAUAGCCUUGCAAGACGGCAAAGUGAUUCGAUGACAAGUGAGCCGAUAAUUCCUGAAAGAAAUGAGGAAGUAGAGAAGAAGACAUUAUCUCUGAACUUAAUAAGUUUAAAAGCAGAGACUUGGAUUACUAAGAAAGGCAUGUCAUGGCCUGGAAGAGCGACAGAAAAAGACGGUGGUAAUGCAAUAAACCGAUCCGUUUGGCCAUCGAUAGAAGACAAUGAUUCUUAUAAUUUAAGGAAUUCAUCAGAAUCUAAUAUGAAACAAAGUAAUUCAGUGAAUGAGAGAAGUAGGAAUGAAAUUACUCUUGAUGCUCAAGAAUCAUCGUCAUCUUUCAAUGCAGAUAGUUCAAAUAGUAUUAACAGCAGUGGAAGCACAAGUAGUAACACAAUGCAGAAAGUUGAAAUGGAGAUUGACUGUUUAGAUUAUGAAAUUGUAUGGGAAGAUCUCUCAAUUGGAGUACAAAUUGGUCAAGGUUCUUACGGAACGGUUUAUCAUGCUCUUUGGUAUGGUUCGGAUGUUGCAGUCAAAGUAUUCCCAAAAUGUGAAUACUCAGAUGAAACUAUACUUUCUUUCAAAAAAGAGAUAUCAGUAAUGAAGAGGCUAAGGCAUCCGAAUAUACUUCUUUUCAUGGGAGGUUCUCCGCAACACCUUUCAAUCAUCACUGAAUUCCUUCCCCGAGGGAGCCUAUUUCGGGUACUUCGAAGGAAUGUAAACCGAUUAGAUUGGAAACGCAGAAUUCACGUCGCAUUAGAUGUUGCAAGAGGCAUGAAUUAUCUGCAUAAAUGCAAUCCUCCUGUCAUUCAUCGAGAUUUGAAAUCGUCGAACUUGUUAGUAGAUAAAAAUUGGACAGUGAAGGUUGGAGACUUUGGUCUGUCAAGACUGAAACAUGAGACUUAUUUGAUGACAAAGAGUGGGAAAGGAACACCACAAUGGAUGGCUCCUGAAGUUCUUCGUGAUGAGCCAUCAGAUGAGAAGUCUGAUGUUUAUAGUUAUGGAGUGAUACUGUGGGAGCUUGUUACUGAGAAGAUCCCAUGGGAUAAUUUGAAUUCCAUGCAGGUGAUUGGUGCAGUUGGUUUCAUGAACCAAAGAUUGGAGAUACCAAAAGACUUGGACCCAAAAUGGGAGUCAAUUAUAAAAAGUUGUUGGCAUAGUGACCCUUAUUGUCGGCCAUCUUUUGAAGAAUUGCUUGAAAAAAUUAAAGAGUAACAGAAACAAUACAGUACACAAAGUCAAAUAUCUUGUCUUGAGUAAUGCAUCUAUUUUAUUAAUGUAAUAGUUAUGCAUUUCUUCAGUUAUUUCA